Messenger RNA from Caenorhabditis elegans, 1079 nucleotides. RefSeq names its product ER lumen protein-retaining receptor erd-2.1 (gene erd-2.1). Lineage: Eukaryota; Metazoa; Nematoda; Chromadorea; Rhabditida; Rhabditidae. The transcript has 6 exons. The record is from RefSeq and is marked reviewed. The coding region runs from base 89 to 730 and encodes 213 amino acids. Gene Ontology annotation, molecular function: ER lumen protein retrieval receptor activity. Gene Ontology annotation, cellular component: membrane; endoplasmic reticulum membrane. Gene Ontology annotation, biological process: protein retention in ER lumen; retrograde vesicle-mediated transport, Golgi to endoplasmic reticulum.
GCCGCGUUGCCCUACUUUUGGACCGAAUAGUUUCUUAGAGAGGACGGCUUUUCUGUCGUAGUUUCUGUUCUUCCAUAACGCAGAAAUUAUGAAUCUGUUUCGCUUCACGGCAGACGUGGCUCACGCCAUCGCCAUCGUUGUUCUUCUGCUUAAAAUAUGGAAGUCACGCAGUUGCGAAGGAAUUUCUGGUCGGUCCCAACUGCUUUUUGCUCUCGUCUUUGUAACCAGAUACUUGGAUCUCUUCACUAACUUCUUUUCCUUUUACAACACUGCGAUGAAGAUCUUCUACCUUGUUGCAUCAUUUGGAACCGUAUACUUGAUGUGGGCAAAGUUUAAGGCAACCUACGACAGAAAUAACGAUUCUUUUCGUAUUGAGUUCUUGGUUAUUCCAAGUAUGAUCCUCGCACUGCUCAUCAACCACGAGUUUAUCUUCAUGGAGGUUAUGUGGACAUUCUCCAUCUAUUUGGAAGCUGUCGCCAUUAUGCCACAACUUUUCAUGCUUUCUCGGACUGGAAAUGCGGAAACUAUCACUGCUCAUUAUCUCUUUGCACUCGGGUCAUACAGAUUCCUCUACAUUCUCAACUGGGUCUACAGAUACUACACUGAGAGCUUCUUCGACCCAAUUUCGGUUGUUGCUGGAAUCGUGCAAACCGUUCUCUACGCUGAUUUCUUCUACUUGUACAUCACUCGUGUAAUUCAAUCCAACCGCCAAUUUGAGAUGUCCGCAUAAAUUCUUGUCGACUGCAAUCAACAUCUAUCAUUUUAACUCAUCUUUCAUAUAUUUUUCUAAUUUCUAUGAUUUCUUUCUAUCAAAGGGUGUUUAAACUGUUAUAAUAUUAUUUUUUAAGUUCUCCGAUUCCCAAAAACAUUGUUUUUCCAAACGCGAGGUGAUAUCAAACAGCACCCUAUUUGGGCGUCCUCGUUUUCCCUCCAAAGUCAUUGUGUCUUUUACUGAGCUAUUUAUUUCUAUUUAUUGAGUGUAUUUCAAAUUUCAAAUCGAGUGUGUUUUUGUUUUAUUAUCAAAACGUGUCUUUUCUUGCUGUUUUUUUCACGGAGAUGAUCGAAUGAAAGUGUCAAAC